This is a messenger RNA of Microdochium trichocladiopsis, 1465 nucleotides long. Its product is annotated as Six-hairpin glycosidase-like protein. Bases 268 to 1401 code for a protein of 377 amino acids. Gene Ontology annotation, biological process: carbohydrate metabolic process. The record is from RefSeq and is a predicted model, not a curated record. Lineage: Eukaryota; Fungi; Ascomycota; Sordariomycetes; Xylariales; Microdochiaceae. The transcript has 2 exons.
CAUCCCACCAGGGGAAGAUUUGCCCGAGGACCGGGUCAGCCAUUGGGCCCCAAUUGGCAACAGAGCCGACAUGGUUCUCCUCAUUUGCGCCGUGCGGAGAUGCAUCGUCGUGUCUGGGCACGCUAAACCACCCGCGCCUGAAUUCCCAAGGAGAGGGGGAGGGGCAGCAAAAAGAUCACGGGAGGGCGCCAGACAUUGUUUAUCUGCUCUGCCAGGCUGUGCAAGAGGCAUUCAAGAAGACACGAACAGACAGACACACCCGCCAAGAUGCCUACCGAGCUCCACGGCAUCAAGGCCGCCGACAUCCAUGCCAAGGUGAAGCUGCUCAUCGACGGCAUGGUCAACAUCAAGGACAAGACUGGCGAGUUCCUCAUGCCGCUUGCCGACGGCCGCAUCAUCGACACAAAGGGCUGGAACGACUGGGAGUGGACGCAUGGCAUCGGCCUCAAUGGCAUCUGGGCCUACUACAACAUCACCGGCGACGACAAGUACCUCCAGAUCAUCGAGGACUGGUUCCGCAACCGCUUCGAGGCCGGCGGCACCACCAAGAACAUCAACACCAUGGCCGUCUUCCUCACCCUCGCCUACGUCUACGAGAAGACGGGCAACAAGACGUACCUCCCCUGGCUCGACUCGUGGGCCGAGUGGGCGUACCACGACCUCGAGCGCACAAAGUACGGCGGCAUGCAGCACGUCACCUACCUCUCUGACCACCACCAGCAGCUCUGGGACGACACCCUCAUGAUGACCGUCAUGCCCCUGGCCAAGAUCGGGCUCGUCCUCAACCGCCCGCACUACGUCGCCGAGGCCAAGCGCCAGUUCCUCCUCCACAUCAAGUACCUGCUCGACCACCGCUCGGGCCUCUUCUACCACGGCUGGGUCUUCAGCAACGAGCGCGGCGGCGAGGGCCACAACUUUGCCGACGCCCGCUGGGCCCGCGGCAACAGCUGGCUGACCAUCGCGCUGCCCGACUUCCUCGAGCUCAUCGACUUCCCCCGCGACGACCCCGUGGCGUCGCACCUGCUCGACACCCUCAAGGCCCAGGUCGAAGCCCUGCAGCCCCUGCAGAACCAAGAGUCCGGCCUGUGGCAGACGCUGCUCGACCACCCGAUCGAGUCCGGGUCGUAUCCAGAGGCCAGCGCCACGGCGGGCUUCGCGUACGGCAUCCUCAAGAGCCAGCGGAAAAAGUACAUUGGCAAGGAGUACCAGGACGUCGCGCUCAAGGCCAUCCGCGGCGUGCUCGACAACAUUGACGAAAACGGCGAGCUGCUCAACACGUCCUUCGGCACGGGGAUGGGCAUGGACCUGCAGCACUACAAGGACAUCCCGAUAACAAGUAUGCCGUACGGCCAGGCCAUGGCCAUCAUGGCGCUGACGGAGUAUCUGAGGGUGUACUACUGAGGGACAGUGGAGGCCAUACGGAAAGUAGUUUGAAAAUUACAAUAGACUGAUUUUUUGUCUUCAA